Messenger RNA from Salvia miltiorrhiza (redroot sage), 1036 nucleotides. Its product is annotated as norbelladine synthase-like. Bases 375 to 869 code for a protein of 164 amino acids. The record is from RefSeq and is a predicted model, not a curated record. Lineage: Eukaryota; Viridiplantae; Streptophyta; Magnoliopsida; Lamiales; Lamiaceae. The transcript has 2 exons. Gene Ontology annotation, cellular component: cytoplasm; nucleus. Gene Ontology annotation, molecular function: signaling receptor activity; protein phosphatase inhibitor activity; abscisic acid binding. Gene Ontology annotation, biological process: defense response; abscisic acid-activated signaling pathway.
GAAGAAUUUAGGUGAAAUUCAAACCAAAAUCCCAAAUCAUUCCAGUCGAUCCAAAAUUGAAAAACUUAGGUGAAAUCGAUCUAGACGAAGCAUUCCAAGGCGUCGACGAAGCAUUCCAGUCGAUCUCAAAUCGAAGCAUUCCAAGCCAACGAUAUUUUCUACCGCCAAGCAGCAAAAGUCAUUGACGAUUUCAAUUGGGUCCCAAAUCAUUCCAGUCAAGGAUUUCUACAGCCAAGCCGCAAAUUGUGUCGCGAACUGGAGCGCGACCUAGCGAGGUUAACCAAGCCACAAAUUCUCUGUUUCUAUUUUGCUUCACAUCUACUCCUCCUCCUCUGCCGUCGUUGCAGCAAGCAGGAAGAAAAAGAAGAAUUAGAAUGAUGUCCGGAACAAUCUCCAACGAGAAAACGGUGAACGUACCAGCAAGCGAAGCGUGGAAGCUGUACGACACUCUCCAGCUUGCGAAAAUCAUGGAAGAAGCGCUCCCCAGCCUUAUCAGCAAGAUCGACGUCGUCCAAGGCGACGGCGGCGCCGAAACAGUUCUAGAGCUGUUUUUCGCUCCAGGGAUGGAGGGCGGAUUGAAGUCGUACAAGGAGAAAUUCACAGUGGAGGAUGAGGAGAAACGAGUGAAGGAGAUGGAGGUGGUGGAAGGCGGGUAUAUGGAAAUGGGAUUCACGGUAUAUCGGGUAAGGUUAGAAGUGAUGGAGGUGGACAUGACCUCGGUGAAGAGGGCUUCCAGGAUUUCGAAUAUGAAUUACGUGUUUUUACUUUUUUUAUUUUUUUUUAUAAUUCCAUGUAAUGAAACUCCGGCGUUCCACAUCAACUCUCGGGCGUCGGAAAAUUUUUACGGGAUACAAUUAAAAAAGUAUUGAUAGGCUGUGUACCAAUUAGAUAUUACAGAAAGUUGGGACAUAAUCAAUAAUUCGAUCAAAUGAUGGGACAGAAAGUGACAUUUACCCAAAAAAUAUUUAGUCCGAGCACAUUGGAGAUUAGCUCACUAAAUUAUAAAGCAACGACAAUUUAAAAUUAAGAAAACAUU